Hibiscus syriacus is the source of this 723-nucleotide messenger RNA. RefSeq names its product pentatricopeptide repeat-containing protein At1g62930, chloroplastic-like. The transcript is spliced from 3 exons. NCBI's taxonomy places the organism in Eukaryota, Viridiplantae, Streptophyta, Magnoliopsida, Malvales, Malvaceae. Bases 1 to 723 code for a protein of 240 amino acids. Gene Ontology annotation, molecular function: protein binding. The record is from RefSeq and is a predicted model, not a curated record.
AUGAUCGAUGAAGCUAUUACCAUCUUAGAGCUAAUGAGUCAAAGAGAUGUAAAACCCAAUGUUGUCUCCUACAGUUGUUUAAUACAUGGAUGUUGCAGUUCAGGUAAAUGGGCUGAAGCAACAAGCUUGCUCGAUAGAAUGAUGGACGAAGGUGUUCAUCCUAAUGUUUUAACUUUCAGUUCUUUAAUCGAGGUUUUAUGCAAGGAAAAGAAGACCGAAGAAGCCAUUUCAUUGUUUGAACUAGUGAUUCAAAGAGGUACAAACCCGAACAUUUUCGCCUACAAUUGUUUAAUACAUGGGUUUUGCAAUUCUAGUAAAUGGACUGAAGCGGCAAGCUUGCUCAAUAAAAUGAUGAAUGAAGAGGUUCACCCUGAUGUUGUAACUUUCAAUUCUUUAAUCAAUGCUUUGUGCAAGGAAAAGAGGACAGAAGAAGCUAUUACCAUGUGGUGGACUAAUGAGUCAGAGACAUGGUAUGCGAUUCAGGUAAAUGGACAGAAGCAGCAAGCUUGCUUUGUAAGAUGGUUGCAGAGGAUAUUGAACCUGGAUGAUCAGAAUGUAUUGUGUGCAUGCGAAAUGAAUAAGGCACAAGAUGCCUUUGAUUCAAUGGCAACCAAGGAUUUUGAACCGGAUUUAGGGACCUAUAAGAUGUUGAUCAAUGGGUAUGUAAAGAGCAAGAGAAAAGAAGAGGCUUUGAGUAUUGCUGAAGAAACGCUCGAAAAAUAA